Molecule: messenger RNA, 3999 nt
Organism: Dinoponera quadriceps
Lineage: Eukaryota; Metazoa; Arthropoda; Insecta; Hymenoptera; Formicidae
Exons: 11
Coding region: 215-3040 (941 amino acids)
Biological process (GO): carbohydrate metabolic process; RNA processing
Molecular function (GO): protein binding; beta-N-acetylhexosaminidase activity; RNA binding
Source: RefSeq, a predicted model, not a curated record
AACAAAUUCACCAACGACGGCACUGGUCGUACCUACCUACCAACGUAUACCGUCCAACCGUCGAAGUGCCAUCGCGAGGUGCGCGUUGCGCGCCGCUAUGCUGAAUCCCGACGUUAUGACCGGCGGGAUUUCUGACAGCUGACGGUGGAACGGCUUCCCGACGAUGCCAGGCGACGCGCCACCCUGACCCUGAGCGUGACACGAACGAGUAGACAUGCAAGGCAUCUGCGAGAACAUUCGUACGGCGAUUGAACACGGACGCACUGACAUUAUCAGAUCGCUUUUGGACGCGUGUGAAAAUGGUAAUGCCACAGAGAGUAUUACGAGAGAUAAGAUAUUGAAUCAACCGGUUCUGGAGGAAGGAACAUUUUUAUCCUACGCCUCCAAGACUAAUCAAGCUGACAUUGUGCGGACUCUUUUAAACUGCGGUGCUGACCCAGCUGUGCAGAAUGCAAAAGGACACAAUGCUGUAGAUGUCGCAGCAAGUGAUGCAAUACGACGUAUUUAUAUAGAGGAACUGUUGAGAGCGACAGCUGCUUCAGAAGUAGACAGAGUAGUGCAAUUGUUAGAUUCAGGAUUAGACGUUAAUUCAUGGGACUCGCAAGGUAGCAAGAACACGCCGUUGCAUUGGGCGGCAUGUUACGGAAACAAGGACAUCGUCGCGUGUUUACUUGAUAAGGGGGCCGACGUGAACGCUGAGAAUGGUUGCGGCGCGACGCCGUUGCACGACGCGGUGAAUCGCGAGGACGUUGCUAUCUGCCAGGAGCUGCUGCAGGCCGGCGCGAAUCCCCUCGUGCGAGCCACCAAAGGGACGUUCGCGGGGAAGACACCGUACGAUUUAUCCAGGAAGAAGCAAUCCCUGCACUGUUUCCUCCAGCGGUUCCUGUCGAACUUCAUGUUGAACGAGAACGAAACGACGAUGCAUAGCCCCACCAUCGCCCUAUCCUCGUUCGCAGAGGGAAACUUCUGCCAGAAAAGCCUCUCGAGCAAUAUGAGCCAACUGUCAAUCGACUCUACCAAGUCCUCAGAUCCGGUGUACGAUGUGCCUUUGCGUGACGCUAGCAAGGAGAGCCCUAACAAGUCCAUCGCCGACAAAGGGAGUAUCUACAACUUGCUGUGGCCGCAACCGAAGGCUGUGAUCGAACUGAAGAACCUCACGGCUCCGUUCAUCGCCGGAAAGGAGCUUUUUAUAUCAAUAAUACAGGGCAGCGAGUCUGUGCACAGAAUACUGGACGUGUGGGAGAUCAGUAGGACUCACCUGCUGGAGUUGGGCCACGAUGUGAAGAUCGGCGAGGUGCAGCCCAGUUGCGGCAAAUUGCUCAACGACAACACGAUCGAGUGCAUCGUGAACGGAAACCUUUUCAACGUCGCGGACGGCUAUCAGCUGCACAUCUCGCAGAACUCCAUCAAGGUGAGCGCCGGCAGUCUAGCGGGCCUGCAUUACGCGGUCUGCACCUUCGUGCAGAUUCUGCGGUUGAGCAAGAGCCAAAGCAGGUCAGAGGUGUGCGAGAUAGAGCCGGUAUUCAUCAAGGACGAGCCGAGAUUUGCUCAUCGCGCCGUGCUAUUGGAUAUCUCGCCCAGGGGACGCAUACCGGCCUUGGAGUACCUGCUGCACACAAUCGACCUGUUAUCGUCCUUCAAAAUCUCGCACUUGCACCUCUACUCCAGGCUUAUACCGAACUGUGACUGGCAACUCUGCUAUUCCAAAUCCGAGAUGGUCACUUUGGACCGAUAUUGCAGAGACCGUCACCUGGACAUAGUGCCCACGCUGGACGUCGAGUCCAACGUCGGCCAGCAUCAUUUGACGCAGAUGUGGCCUAUAUUUCAAGAAUUACUCGCAGUAUUCCCCGGCUUAAGUUAUGUUCACGUCGGCCCGCGACUAGCCAGUCUCCUGGUACAAGCUGACAAUUUCGAUCUGAACGCCUCUGCCAACGAAACUAUUGAGACGGACAUGUCGGAAGUAUUCAAGUCCUAUUCAUGCCUCCAAGAACUCUGGCACAUCCUCAACUUGAGCUCGAGCACAACUCUAUUACUAUGUUCCAACGGUUUACAUUCCAAACCGGAGUUCCACAAUAUACCCACCAAUAUCGUACUCGUGGAGUACGGAUUUCAGGCUGAUUAUGAUUUCUCUGAAUGGACGGAAGCAUUCAGAGUAGCGGGCGGAAACGUUUUACCGAGCUCCGGCACAGCCAGCUACAAUAGCCUGGCGGGAUGUCCGGCAUCGACAUAUGCAAACACACGAAACGCGAUAAAAACUUCCCUGGAACAGAACUCAAUCGGUAUCGUUGUCGCGCACUGGUCAGGCAGCCAUCAUCUCACGCCGCAUCCUUUCGCAUGGAUCGGCUAUCUGGUGGCGGCGGGUUUAGCGUGGAACCCGAUAACGGAGAUAGAUUUGGGCCCCGACGACAGUUACGACAUCCCCGAAUUGUCUGCGUCGGUUAGGGAGAAAUGUAUCACGAAAUUGUUGGAUAUACACGUGUUUCAAGACUCGGAAUAUAAAAUCGGCAGCGCAAUUUUGGAGCUGGGACGUCUGGAUACUUUGGUGCUGACACUGAGCAAAAAUCAAGCGGUGAAGGAUCUGCAACAAAUCCCUGAUAACCGUGGCUCGACUUUGUAUAGGUUAUUGACUGAUCCGGACAACGUUAAUCUUGAGUAUCUUUCGGCCGAUCUGUUUGCCAAAAUGACGAAGCAGAUUAAGCGGAUAUCCCAUUCCUUGUACGAGGCGAAUCUCUCAUCGAAGUUCGCGUCGAUGGAGAUACAGGAGCUGCAACUGACCUCCGACCUGAUGCUGACGGCUUGCAAGAUCGGCCGGACAUUGAUCGGAGUCGGCGUGAAUCCUAACAGCAACAUGGGACUGGCGGUCAUCAAUCUGGGAGUGUGCAACCUGCCGCCGACCUUCAGAACGGACAUUGCGAAUAAGAUGUUGGCUCACAUCGAGCAGUACAAAGGCUCCUGGCUGCAGAGGCAUCUGCCACAGGGCCUUCAAAGCUCUUUGCUAGUUUUGACUAGCGCACUGCACAGAUUCGUGCCAGAAACAUAAGUCUUUUUUUAAGGACACGUUGUAGUACCGAGCAUCUCGGUGAACGGGGGAACGUCCGAAAAACGCUGUGAGAGAGCGACAGUCCGAGAAACCAUUUUUUUUUUUUUGGACAUCUUUUGGUCCUCUGUGUCGUUCAGGAUGUUAGUCGACAGAAGUUCCGAUAAAAGACUGCAAUGUGCGAAUAUACAUGGUAGAUGAAACACACAUUACAUACAGAUACAUCUCCCCCCGAAGUGAAUUCGACAAACGACUGCACAGAGAGCAAUAUAACACUUGUACCUUUAUAUGAUUAUGUACUAAUUAUACGAUUGUAUAUUCACUGUGCAAUAUCGUUUGCCCGAUAUCCGCCGGAGAGAAUUCACUCUCAAGGGGUCAAAGCGCUUUGUUGAGAAAAUAUAAUUUUGUUCAUGCGGCGAAAAAUUCCGAUUAUAAAUGUUCAUUUUAUUAAAUACAGAAACAUUUAUUAACUACGUGUAUUGUUAUUGAUUGUUAUAUGUGAGAAUCGUGGUUGAUGUGUAAUUAGCGACAAAUCAUGAUCGCGCCAUUCGCUUCCGCAUGAACAUGUGUAGUUUGCAAAAAUAGAAGUCGGAGUCCUUUACAAUGAGGUAAUAUAUAUUUUCCAUAAUACCAUCAAAUUUGAUACAAUUAUACUAUCUUAUAUAAUAAAUAUACAUUGUUCACAUGCAAUAAAUAUCAUCGAUGCGAUAACAAUUAUUUUAUCAUGGAUAACAUUCCAGGAAAAUAUGAUUAUAUCUGAAUUUUGUCUUUCAUAUGCUCAUAUAUAAUUAUACACGUCACAAUUAUACAUACAUCUAAAAAAGAUGUUAUACGAAUAUAAUUGAGGUAAAUAUUUAUGUUUAUGACUAUCCAUAAUAUAAACACUUAAUUGAAUCUAUUUUUUUUGUUUUUCAUUCAACAGUAUUUUUAUUUCGCGCGCGUAUGGACAUAUAUAAAUAUAU